Cyprinus carpio (common carp) is the source of this 3280-nucleotide messenger RNA. RefSeq names its product formin-like. Bases 119 to 2830 code for a protein of 903 amino acids. Gene Ontology annotation, cellular component: nucleus; actin filament; cytoplasm. The transcript has 17 exons. Gene Ontology annotation, molecular function: microtubule binding. Lineage: Eukaryota; Metazoa; Chordata; Actinopteri; Cypriniformes; Cyprinidae. The record is from RefSeq and is a predicted model, not a curated record. Gene Ontology annotation, biological process: actin nucleation.
UGACACUGAAGAACACCAUUCAUCUGACCUAAAUAAAAAGACUAAUUUGGAACCUGAACUGUUAUCUUCAGACAUCCAGCUGGAGGAACAGGUGAUAAAAGUGCAUACAGAAGGAGAAAUGAAUAACAAGAAUGAAGAAGAAAUAAUACAAGCAGAGGCCAUGUUAGAUACAGAUUCAUCUUCCACUGAGAAGACCACAACAGAUCAAACCCCUAAAGUUGUAAAAGAAAACCCGCUCCAACUGUCGUCCCUCUUCACCGUGCUGCUCAGCCCCAAGAAAGAAGCCCUUGAGGAAAAAGACACUCCAGAGCAACCCCAAAGCCCUGCCAAAAGAGGACUUUUUACCGAUCAGUCUAACAAGAAAGAAGUCAAGGGAGACUUCUUAGAACAGCUUACCCAAUUCCUCAGCAAGGGGGAAGGAAAGAGAAAGCAAGAGGGCAUGACAAGCCCCCCACUGUCUCCAAUCAGUAAGGAUCCUGCAGAAAAGCCAGAGACAACUGUAGAGGAGCCAGCCAUUCCCCAGUCUGAGGAAACAAACAAAUCUACAAAUGCGGAGACGGCCUUAGGUGCAUUUAAGGCUUUCUUCACAGUUAAAUCUGCCAAGAAAGACACUUCAAAUCGCAUGGACCUGGACACUGUAAAGAGGAAGAUCAACAGGGACAAAGACGUCCUCAAAGCCUUCUUUGAUAGGAGCUCAAGCAAGUCUCCAGACAACAAAGAAACUACUGAUUCCAAAGCUGAGGUGAGUGAGGAGCACACCCCAAAGCGACUCCAGACUGUUUGGCCUCCACCGAAACCCAAAGAUGAAGAGGAAAAGAUUGGUCUAAAAUACACUGAAGCUGAGCAUCAGGCAGCUCUUCUGCAGCUAAAAAGAGAAUGUAAUGAAGAGGUGGAGAAGUUGGAGGCCGACCUCAAACUUGAGCUCUUCCGGUUACAAAAGAAGAACGAAGAGGAUCUGUCCAGACUAGAAUCAACCAUUGCCAGCUUACAAAGAGAGAGAGACAAAGAGAGAGGCAGAGAUCACAGAGAUGUUGCUGUGUCCACUGAAGACAACAUCAAACCACGGGCCUUCCGCUCGGUGUGUAUUCAGACAGAAAGAGAGACCGUCAUCAAUCCUGAGGAGGCCAAGGAAGCCCAGAGCAGGAGUUUUGUCCCCCUGCCUAAAAAUGCUGACCUCAACUCAACAAAAAUCUUUACUGGCAAACAAAAGACAGUUCCUCCUUCAGCUCCUCCACCUGUAUCACUUCAGUUACAGAUGAAUAGCAACAAUACCCCACCCCCUCCUCCUCCUCCUCUUCCUCCUCCUCCUCCUCUACCAACAGGUCCUUGUACUCCUAAUGUACCUCCACUUCCUGCUCAGCCACUAGAUAGGCCAGGAACUGUGCCUCCUCCACCACCUCCACCAGUGAUAGGAUGUGGUCUGCCACCACCACCACCACCACCCGUCCUCCACUCUGUCCCCCAUCCCCCACCUCCUGGAGUUGGUAUCUUCCCCAGUAAACCAUCAAUGGAGCCAGUCUGUCCAAUGAAACCGCUGUACUGGACACGAAUACAGAUUCAAGAUUACAGGAACAAUAUGCUAUGGAGUUCCCUGAAACAGCCAGAGAUAAUAAACACCAAUGAGUUUGCGGAACUGUUUGCUAAAGCCACAUCGCCCACCAAAAGAAAGCCCCUAUCCGAAGCCUAUGAGAAGAAAGCCAAAGCCAGGAAGGUCAUUAAAUUACUGGAUGGCAAGCGCUCUCAGGCUGUGGGCAUCCUAAUCUCAAGUCUCCAUCUGGAGAUGAAGGACAUCCAGCAAGCUGUUUUGACUCUGGACAAUUCUGUGGUUGACUUGGAUGCUAUUGAAGCCCUGUAUGAAAAUAGAGCUCAGCCCGAGGAGUUAGAGAAGAUUAAGAAACACUAUGAAACCUCAGACGAGGAGCAGGUCAAACUACUGGACAAGCCUGAACAGUUCCUGUAUGAACUCUCCCAGAUCCCUGAGUUUUCCAGUCGAGUUCACUGUUUAAUUUUUCAGUCGAAGUUCACUGAUGCUGUUGCCUCCAUACAGUGCAAGACCGAGAUUAUUCUCCACGUCUGUAAGUAUCUUUUGGAGAAAGAGAGCGUGAGGGAGGUGAUGGGACUGGUGCUUGCUCUGGGAAACUACAUGAAUGGAGGCAGCAGAGCUCGAGGACAGGCUGACGGCUUUGGAUUUGAGAUUCUUCCCAAACUUAAAGACGUCAAGAGCAGGGAAAACCACAUGAGUCUGUUGGACUACAUUGUUUCCUACUAUCUGCGUCACCUUGAUAAGAAUGCUGGGACAGAAAAGAGCAUCUUUCCUUUGCCCGAACCUCAAGACGUUUUCCAAUCCUCUCAAGUGAAGUUUGAUGACCUCUCAAAGGACCUCAAGAAGAUCAACAGAGAUCUGACAGUUUGUGAAAAGGAUGUCCUAACUGUGUGUACCAACUCAUCUCAUGAGCACAUACAUCCCUUCAAGGAGAAAAUGGAAUGUUUCAUUGCCAACGCACAAACAGAGCUAAUUACUGUGGAACAUCAAGUGAUAUCGGCACAUAAAAGCUUCUCUGACCUAGUGGAGUACUUUGGACUGAAGCCACGUUCCGGAGAGCAAGAGAUUGUGCCUGGCCAUGUUUUCACACUUUGGUUUGAAUUCUGCAAUGAUUUCAAGAUCAGAUGGAAGAGAGAGAACAAGGUCAUAUCCAAAGAGAGAAUCAAAGAGGCCCAACAGUCAGUGCACAGCAUGACAACAGAGAAGAAGAUUGAGACCAGAAAGGCACAUGCGAAUGGACUGAAAGAGAGAUUGCGUCUUAAAGAAGCAAGUCUGACCACCAGCUAAUCCCCUCUGCCAUUUCCAAUGAGGACCAGAUACAUUUAUUUAUAUGACCCAGGAACUUGCAUUUUUGGCAGGGUUAGAAUGAAGUGCACCUGCUUGUGUGCGGAUGAUAGCCUGUCUGUCAGUGUAGUGGAUCCUGUGUAAAACCCAACAACAAAUCAAUCACCAAAAGUCCCUUUGACAUUGUUUCAGAUAUGAAUGAAUGCUGUUCAAAAGGAGAAACAUUUAAGAAAUGUUUAUAUUGCAAGUUAGAUCUAUAUGUUCUGGGAUUUUCACCAGUCUAAACAAUUAAGGGUUGAAAAAAGCAAUCUCGAUAUUUGACUUGGAAAAGGCAGUACCUUUAUUUUGUAUAUUGAGUAACAAAGUUGAGUAAUUUUGUAAGGUCAUUUAAUCAAUACAGAAUAUUACAAAACAAAGAUAAUGUACAUGUGAAAAAAUAUAAUAUUAAACUAC